Messenger RNA from Sclerotinia sclerotiorum 1980 UF-70, 153 nucleotides. RefSeq lists its product with no specific name. The transcript has a single exon. The record is from RefSeq and is a predicted model, not a curated record. The coding region runs from base 1 to 153 and encodes 50 amino acids. Lineage: Eukaryota; Fungi; Ascomycota; Leotiomycetes; Helotiales; Sclerotiniaceae.
AUGGCUGUCUUCUUCGGUUGUGUCAUAUGUGCUUGGGAAAGUGGUCAAAUCAUUAAAUUUCUCAACUGUUUCUGGUGUGCUCCGGAUAUUAUUCGUGGCUCAGCAGCUUCUGAAUUGGGGGUGCAUUCAUCUGGUAGUACCUUGUCAACUUGA